AUGGAGUCCACAGAGAGCAGAUACGCUCACCUGCUGCAGCCGAUCCGAGAGCUCACCAAGAACUGGGAGAUCGACGUGGCGUCCGAGUUAAACGACUACCUGGACGAGCUGGAUGACAUGACCAUCACGUUCGACGGAGGGAAAACCAGACUGAACUUUGCAGAGGCGGCGCUGCUGAUUCAGGGCUCGACCUGCAUCUACAGCAAGAAGGUGGAGCUGCUUCACAAUCUGGUUUUCCAAACUCUGGAGUACAUCAAUGACAGGAAUAAGAAACGUAACAAACAGGCGGCGGCUGAAGGCGGCGAUGCAGACGGAGCAGCGAACAGCAACUACGCUGCCGAUGAUGACGAUGAAGCUGGGUUCACGCCGUUAGACAUCGACGUGUCGGAGAACUCGCAGAAGGACGACUCUACCGCGCCGGUGAGCGUCGUUCCUCUUCCUCCCGCCUCGCUGAUCCCUCCCGACACCCGUGAGAAGCAGAAGCUGCCUCUCAUCAAUGUGAAAGGAGACGUCGUCUGCAGUCUGAAGGACUUCAGGAUCAAUCUGUUCAUCGCAGGAGACCGAGACAUGAUCUUCCUCACACGAGGAUCCACCGCUGACCGACAUCUGCUGAUAGACGAGCAGCAGCAGCAGAGAGGUUUGCUAUUUCCAGACGUUUCUUCUCUGAUUGGUGGAGAGGCUGCAGGUGAUGCAGGAGACGACGCUGUGGAGAACUUCCUGCCGCUGGAGGACAACGAUAUGGAUCUGGACCAGAACCAGGACCAGAACCAGGAACCAGAGGAGCACGUCGAGAGACACCAGGCUCCAGGUGAAGGCAGGAUGAUCCGAGAGAGACGACAGGUGGAAGAAAAGAGGGAAGAGGAGGCUCCACCUGCUCGGAACAUUUGGGAGCUUCAUGACCCGUACACUGUUCUGACUGGAGAUAAACCGCUUAAAUCAGGGAAGUGCUACAAGGUUCCUGACGGUUUGGACGACGGAGGGAAGAGGAAGAGGAAGCCAGCGGGUUCUCUGCAGGACUUCAGGAGCUGGUUCAGAGGAACCUUCGAUCCUCCAGAACACAAGUUAAAGAACGGACCCUCGUUUACAGACCUGAACUACGUUUAUUUAACUAACAUGAAAAACAAACUGAAGACUAGAAAGAGGAUCUACAGGAGAGCGGGUGUGAUGGUGUCCGAUGAGGAGCUGAGGAGAACCUUCCUGCAGCUGGAGGAACCUCAGCAGCAGCCGGGAGAAGAACCUGUGGACGGGUUCAGACACCCGGAGCUGCUGGGUGCUGAUGAUGGAAACUCUGACGACGAACACGAAGCGCUUGACGACUUCCCAGCCGAGUUAGCCGGAGGACCAGAUUUCAUCUCACCAGACGUUCAUGGAGAAGACAUGAGUUAUGAAGAUCUGGUGAAGCUGCGAGUGGAGCAGCUGGUGGUGAACAGUGGCGGUUACACUCAGGAGACGGGUUUGUCCCGCCGGGUCAAAGACUGGGAAGCAAAGAUUCGACCUGAACUCGCUAAUCAGGAGGAGCGGCCGGUGUUCGACAUCCACAGCUACAGCGACCGGAUCGUCUCGUCUCUGAGCGACGUCGGUCAGCGCCGGUCCUUCGCCUCCAUCGUUCACGGUCUGGACAACUACGAGGCCUGCAAGUAUCUGCUGGCUUCACUGCAGCUGGCCAACGACCGCACAGUGGAGCUCGACAGCGUUGAAGGUUUGGAGGAGAGCGUCGACUCGAUGGGACUGACUCUGCUCAGCACUCACAAAGCCACCGACAGGUUCAAGAAGCUCGCCUCUUCAUCCUGAAACCAACUUCACCCAACACAAAGCUAACUUCGUACAGCCUGAACACUGCAGACUCUGUUUGAGCUGAAGACAAACGUUUAACCUGAACUCUGUUUCCUUUCAUCCAGUUAUUAUUAUUAUAAUGAAUCAUGAUUUAUACAUGAAACAUUUUGUCUAUAAACCUCUUGAAAAUAAAUUUCUCAGCAGAUUUUAAAUGUUGCAGUACAGCGUUCAGCCACUAGGUGUCACUCUACAGCACCAACAUGAUCGACGGAAAC
Molecule: messenger RNA, 2048 nt
Organism: Scomber scombrus (Atlantic mackerel)
Lineage: Eukaryota; Metazoa; Chordata; Actinopteri; Scombriformes; Scombridae
Gene: ncaph2
Product: non-SMC condensin II complex, subunit H2
Exons: 19
Coding region: 1-1791 (596 amino acids)
Biological process (GO): mitotic sister chromatid separation; meiotic chromosome condensation
Cellular component (GO): nucleus; condensin complex
Molecular function (GO): chromatin binding
Source: RefSeq, a predicted model, not a curated record